Molecule: messenger RNA, 610 nt
Organism: Plectropomus leopardus (leopard coralgrouper)
Lineage: Eukaryota; Metazoa; Chordata; Actinopteri; Perciformes; Serranidae
Product: histone H2B 1/2-like
Cellular component (GO): nucleosome
Molecular function (GO): DNA binding; structural constituent of chromatin; protein heterodimerization activity
Source: RefSeq, a predicted model, not a curated record
AAUCACCAUGCGCAUGAGGCAGAGUGUCAUUUCCGCAUAGUUACUGCAUGACGCUGAGACUCAACCAAUGACAGAGUGGCGACAGCACAGCGGAAUUUGCAUAUGCUGUAUAUAUUCAGAGACAGUGUCUCCAAUGUUUCACAAAUUCCGGCUAACACCAGAAUUACAAUCAUGCCUGAACCAGCAGCACCGAAAGCCCCUAAGAAGGGAUCCAAGAAGGCGAUCACCAAGACCCCCGGCAAGAAGGACAGGAGGAGGAAAAGGCCCAGGAAGGAGAGCUAUGCCAUCUAUGUGUACAAAGUACUGAAGCAAGUCCACCCCGACACCGGCAUCUCCUCCAAGGCCAUGGGCAUCAUGAACUCCUUCGUCAGCGACAUCUUUGAACGCAUCGCCGGCGAGGCCUCCCGUCUGGCUCACUAUAACAAGCGUUCCACCAUCACUUCCAGGGAGAUCCAGACCGCCGUUCGUCUGCUUCUUCCCGGUGAGCUGGCCAAGCACGCCGUGUCUGAGGGAACCAAGGCCGUCACAAAGUACACCAGCUCUAAGUAAGCUGUUCUGCUGACUUUCAAAACUAAACCAACGGCUCUUCUAAGAGCCACCCACUUCAUCU